This is a messenger RNA of Rhododendron vialii, 1601 nucleotides long. RefSeq names its product ethylene-responsive transcription factor ERF062. Bases 96 to 1295 code for a protein of 399 amino acids. Lineage: Eukaryota; Viridiplantae; Streptophyta; Magnoliopsida; Ericales; Ericaceae. The transcript has a single exon. The record is from RefSeq and is a predicted model, not a curated record. Gene Ontology annotation, biological process: regulation of DNA-templated transcription. Gene Ontology annotation, molecular function: DNA binding; DNA-binding transcription factor activity.
GUAUAUAUGUGUGUGUAGCUUCAUUUGUGUCAUUUCUGUAUCUUCCCCCAAUCUCUCUCCUCCUCUGUUUUCUCUCUCAUCUCAUACUAUAUCCCAUGGAGGACAAAUUUCCCAAGAUGGAAACAUUCAUGCCCAAGGAGUUUCUCCCAUCCUAUCUUGAAGCUAUGGGCAUGGGAUCAAAGUUCUGUUUGGAUGGCGUUAAUGUUUUAGGCCAGGUCAAUGAUACGGUUUGUCGCGGUGGCAGCGGUGGCAAUGGUGUAAGAUCAUCAUCACCGUCACCGGAUAGACCUUUCUCUAGUCCAGAAUCGAAUUCUUCGAUCGAAGAGCCUUCUGCUACGACUUGCGCCGAUUUCUCGGAGUUUAUGACUCAAGCCUCGGCCAAUGACCGCCAAAAGACUCCAUUUGGCGGUCAAUUUGAGCAUUCAAACUGGAAUUUUAUUCCCGUCAAUUUCUUGAAAUCCUUCUCAGAAUUGAGCCAUCAUCAAGAACCAAAACCAACUUCACCAAUCUCAAAACCACCCACUUCCAAAUACCCAAAUCUCGGUUUGUUUCUAAACGAACCGAUGCCAUCUCCACCAAACUCUUCAUUUCCCAUGCUGCAAACGGCUCCCGAAUGGCUCAAAACACAUCAAAACUCGACAAACUACCCCUCGAAAGGCGUCUUUAGCGACUACUGGCUAAGUACAACCAAGACUCAACCGAUGAAGCACGCGGGAAGAAGAAUGAACAACAGUCCCACCACCGGCCAAAAGACCUAUUUGCCCUCAACGUCGUCAUCGACACCAUCACAGGGGAAGUUAUUCAGAGGAGUGAGGCAGAGGCAUUGGGGCAAAUGGGUGGCGGAGAUUCGGUUACCGCGAAACAGGACGAGGGUUUGGCUAGGGACUUUCGACACGGCCGAAGAAGCCGCUUUCUCCUACGACACCGCGGCUUAUAUUCUGAGAGGAGAUUACGCGCAUUUGAAUUUUCCAGAACUGAAGCAUCAACUCAAGGCCAACUCCGCCGGUGGUGCCACCGCCGCGCUUCUCGAAUCAAAAUUACAAGCAAUUUCACAGGGAGUUCAUGGGAACAAGAAGGGGUCAGAUUCAAAACCGAUACUUCCAGAGGAAAACAUGUUGGAGAAUUCAACAAGAGAUUGGAAAUUCGGGUUGGAGGGUAAAAUUGGAAAUGAAGGGAUUGAGAGCAAGAAAAGUCAAGAAAUGUUGAUGUCAGAUAUUGAGGCUGUUCAGCUGAGUAGAAUGCCUUCAUUGGACAUGGACAUGAUUUGGGAUGCACUCCUUGUAUCUGAUUCAUGAACAUAGGGAAAAUUACACGUGGAGUUCAAUGAUUAUUCAUGUGAGCAUGUUACAUGUUUGUACAUGUAUGAUUGUUCUCUGAUAGUCUGAUUUGUAUUAGAUUCAACUUAAUUGUGUGCAUUUUUUUUAUACCCGGAUAUUCAUGCUAGCUUGAGCGCAUCUCAACUAAUUCUGGGGUCUGAAGUUAACGAUUGGACAAACCCUCCGAUGGACCAAAGACUGGUUGACUUCUGUGAAAUUCGAACAUGUGACCUCGUAAAGAAUAAGAACUUUCUCAUUCUCACUUAGUCAAAGUUGUUUGAUUUU